AAAUCGUCGGAUUGUCCAUCUCGGCAAUCGGAAGAAAUAUCAUCAAGGGGAAAAGAACCCAGUGCAAUUCAUUCAGGGAAGCUAUAAACACAUAAAAUACAUCAUGAGAGAAAUAGUUCAUAUGCAAGCUGGCCAAUGUGGCAACCAAAUUGGAGCAAAAUUCUGGGAAGUAAUAUCAGACGAGCACGGUAUUGACCCCACAGGUACCUACCAUGGAGACUCAGACCUUCAGCUCGAGAGAAUUAAUGUUUACUACAACGAAGCCACUGGUGGCAAAUAUGUACCACGUGCUGUUCUAGUUGACUUGGAGCCGGGAACCAUGGACUCUGUCAGAUCAGGGCCAUUCGGACAGAUCUUCAGACCUGACAACUUUGUGUUCGGUCAGUAUUUUCAAACUAUAUAAGGUUGUUCAUCUCAACAUCAUGCU
Messenger RNA from Mercenaria mercenaria, 427 nucleotides. Its product is annotated as tubulin beta-4B chain. NCBI's taxonomy places the organism in Eukaryota, Metazoa, Mollusca, Bivalvia, Venerida, Veneridae. Gene Ontology annotation, biological process: microtubule cytoskeleton organization; mitotic cell cycle. The record is from RefSeq and is a predicted model, not a curated record. The transcript is spliced from 3 exons. Gene Ontology annotation, molecular function: GTP binding; GTPase activity; structural constituent of cytoskeleton. Gene Ontology annotation, cellular component: cytoplasm; microtubule. Bases 104 to 403 code for a protein of 99 amino acids.